Coccomyxa subellipsoidea C-169 is the source of this 1566-nucleotide messenger RNA. Its product is annotated as protoporphyrinogen oxidase precursor. The record is from RefSeq and is a predicted model, not a curated record. Bases 1 to 1566 code for a protein of 521 amino acids. Gene Ontology annotation, biological process: porphyrin-containing compound biosynthetic process. Gene Ontology annotation, molecular function: protoporphyrinogen oxidase activity, oxygen as acceptor. The transcript has 11 exons. NCBI's taxonomy places the organism in Eukaryota, Viridiplantae, Chlorophyta, Trebouxiophyceae, Coccomyxaceae.
AUGGCUGUAUCAGCUGUGUCGACAGUAGUUGAUCGCCCAGCCGCAUUUUCAGGCAAUGUUGCCGAGUAUGAGGGAGGCUUGCAAGAUGUCGUGGUGGUUGGAGCGGGGAUCUCUGGCCUCACAACGGCUCAAGCCCUGGUCUCAGAGCACGCAGGAGCAGUGAAGAGCUUCCUGGUGACAGAGGGCAGGGAGCGGGUGGGAGGGAACAUCACCUCGGUGUCUGGGAAUGGGUACCUGUGGGAGGAGGGCCCCAGCAGCUUCCAGCCCAACGACUCCAUGCUCAAGGCCGCAGUGGAUGCGGGCAUUGGCAAGGAUCUGGUGUUUGGAGACCCCAAGGCACCUCGCUUUGUGUGGUGGAACAAGAAGCUCCGGCCGACGCCAAGCGGCCCGGACGUGCUCACAUUUGACCUUCUGUCCAUCUGGGGCAAGAUCCGUGCCGGCCUCGGUGCCGCCGGCUUCAAAAAGGCGCUGCCAGAGUUUGAGGAGACAGUGGAGCAGUACGUGAGGAGGAAUCUUGGGGAUGAGGUGUUCGAGCGGCUCAUAGAGCCCUUCUGCUCGGGCGUCUAUGCUGGCGACCCCACCAAGCUCUCCAUGAAGGCGGCCUUUGGCAAGGUGUACGACCUGGAGAAGAAGGGCGGGAGCAUCAUCGGGGGAGUUCUGGCGCUGAUGCAGGAGAAGAAGGCCAACCCGCCGCCGCCGCGCGACGAGCGGCUGCCGCCCAAGCCGGCCGGCCAGACCGUGGGCUCCUUCCGCACCGGCCUCACCAUGCUCCCCGAGGCCAUCGCCGCCAACAUGACAGACAAAAUCAAGCUGAGCUGGCAGCUGCAGGAGAUUGAGAAGGCGCAGGACGGCACAUACAACCUCUUCUACCAGACACCAGAGGGCGGCAGAAAGGUGCGCACGCGGUCAGUGGCGCUGACGGUGCCGGCCUACGUGGCAGCGGACCUGAUCAGGCGCGACUGCCCAGACGCGUCCUUGGCCCUGAAAUCCCUGGAUUAUCCCCCCGUGGCUGCUGUCACCCUCGCCUACCCCAAGUCCUCCAUCCGCCAGGACCGCCUCGACGAUGCCAGGAACCUUCCAGGGUUCGGGCAGCUGCACCCGCGCAGCCAGGGCAUCACAACGCUGGGCACCAUCUACAGCAGCAGCCUCUUCCCCGGCCGCGCCCCGGAGGGUUACCAGCAGCUGCUGUGCUACAUCGGGGGCGCCCUCAACCGCUCCAUCGUGUCUCAGGGCGACGACGCCAUCUUCGCGCAGGUGGACAAGGAUUUGAGGGAGAUGCUGAUACAGCCGAACGCGCCGGCGCCGCAGAGGAUCGGCAUCCGCGUGUGGCCCAAGGCCAUCCCCCAAUUCAACCUGGGACACCUCGAUGUCGUCCAGGGCGCAAAGGAGGACCUGCAGGCAGCUGGGCUGGGAGGCAUUCUGCUGGGGGGCAACUAUGUGGCUGGUGUGGCUCUGGGCAAGUGUGUGGAGUACGGCUAUGAGUAUGCCAAGGAGAUCUCCAAGUACCUGUCAGCACAGGAGCCUGUCGCUGCCACCAAUACAGAGGGCGACGCCUUCUUUGUUUGA